GCAUGGUUGUGUCUCUUCGCUGCCCACGGCCACACAGAUUCAUUUACCAAAAUACCCAAUGAAAAUACUCAACAUAAUCGACACUCGAGGUCAUAUUCGUAAAUUUGCCUCAUUUCCAUCCGGAGUUUUGCUCCCGGUUACCUCCCUGCAUUUUCUUUCGGCAAACACUGAGCAUAAAUAAGAAUGUUUCUGACUAUUGAUCUCUGAGAAUUGUGUAUAUAUUGAUUGAGAACUUGAAAUGUAUUUUUGAAGAAACGUCGUCUUAAGAGUAUUUUAGGGCUUCGUUUUAUAAACUCAAGCAGGGAAUUCAUGUUUUGUUAGCUGAAAAAUGAUGUUUUUACGAAUUGGACGCUCUGUUUAUCGAUCCUCUCGCUCCGUAUUUAAUAAAGCCCCAUUUUCCGGUGGUAAUGGAGUGGAACUAAUGAUUUUGAAUGAAUUGUCUCCCGAAAAUGCGUGUAUUGCACGAUCGAGGGAUGGCUUAGGGUUUAUGAGGAGAUAUUUGACAUCGAUUGGAGCUGGGAAACUGGUUGUAAAUGGUGGCACUUUGUCGGAAUUUAACUCAGUUUUUGCGAACCCUAGGCUUAUUAGGCUGUAUUGUAACGAAGCGCCGAAGAAAAGAAACUAUGAGAAUUAUUAUCCAAAAAACAAGAAAGAAAUCCCGAAAGGGAACAACCAGAAAGGGGAGCAUAAAGAGGAGUCAGGCACGGGUGAUCAAGGGAACAACCAGGACUUCUCCACUAAAUUUCAAAGUUUUGUUGCCCCUUUGUUGUUGCUUGGAUUUGUGCUUUCAUCAGUAUUUAUGAAUCCUCGUGAGCAGAAGCAGAUAAGUUUCCAAGAGUUCAAGAACAAGUUACUUGAACCUGGUCUAGUGGAUCAUAUUGUUGUUUCCAACAAAUCAGUUGCAAAAGUUUACGUGAAGAGUUCUCCACCCCGUGAUAUUCAAACCAACGGUGACGCCAUUCAAGGCUCUGUGGGUGAUACCAAUGAUCAGAGAAAAGUGAGCCACUAUAAAUACUAUUUUACUAUUGGAAGUGUUGAAUCCUUUGAGGAGAAGCUUGAGGAAGCCCAGGAGGCAUUAGGAAUAGAUCCACACAAUUAUGUUCCCGUGACAUAUGUUUCUGAGAUGAACUGGUUCCAUGAACUCAUGAAGUUUGCUCCAACAGUCUUACUUCUAGGAACCCUUUUCUACAUGGGACGAAGAAUGCAAGGUGGGCUUGGUGUUGGAGGUCCUGGAGGGAAGGGUGCACGUGGAAUAUUUAAUAUUGGAAAAGCGCAUUUCACUAAAAUGGAUAAAAAUUCCAAAAAUAAGGUUUUCUUUAAAGAUGUGGCUGGUUGUGAUGAGGCAAAACAGGAAAUCAUGGAAUUUGUGCAUUUUUUAAAGAACCCCAAAAAGUACGAGGAGCUGGGAGCCAAAAUUCCAAAAGGUGCUCUUCUUGUAGGUCCUCCAGGAACCGGAAAGACGCUACUUGCCAAGGCAACAGCUGGAGAGUCUGACGUGCCUUUUCUUUCCAUUUCUGGGUCAGAUUUCAUGGAAAUGUUUGUUGGAGUUGGCCCGGCCAGAGUUCGGAGCCUAUUUCAAGAGGCAAGACAGUGUGCACCAAGUAUAGUGUUUAUUGAUGAAAUUGAUGCAAUUGGUCGAGCACGAGGGCGUGGGGGGUUUUCUGGUGGUAAUGAUGAGCGGGAAAGCACCCUAAAUCAAUUGCUUGUGGAAAUGGAUGGAUUUGGAACUACCUCUGGGGUGGUUGUACUUGCUGGUACUAAUAGGCCUGAUAUAUUAGACAAAGCUCUGUUAAGGCCUGGUCGCUUUGAUCGUCAAAUUACCAUCGAUAAGCCUGAUAUUAAAGGCCGUGAUCAGAUCUUUCGGAUCUAUCUGAAUAAAUUGAAACUUGAUAAAGAACCUUCAUAUUAUUCUCAGAGGCUUGCUGCUUUAACGCCCGGAUUUGCUGGAGCAGACAUUGCGAAUGUUUGCAAUGAAGCUGCACUGAUAGCUGCAAGGACUGAGAGCACGUUAAUUACAAUGCAAAAUUUUGAGGCAGCUAUAGAUCGGGUUAUUGGGGGUCUAGAGAAGAAGAACAAGGUUAUAAGCAAGCUGGAGCGUCGAACUGUUGCUUACCAUGAAUCUGGCCAUGCUGUUGCUGGUUGGUUUUUGGAGCAUGCCGAACCAUUGCUCAAAGUCACAAUUGUUCCUCGUGGUACUGCAGCUCUUGGUUUUGCUCAGUAUGUUCCAAAUGAAGAUCUUUUGAUGACCAAAGAGCAGCUGUUUGAUAUGACAUGCAUGACACUUGGUGGGCGAGCAGCAGAACAGGUUUUGAUCGGGAAGAUCUCAACAGGAGCCCAAAAUGAUUUGGAGAAAGUCACGAAGAUGACCUAUGCCCAAGUGGCAGUGUAUGGUUUCAGUGACAAAGUUGGUCUUCUUUCUUUUCCUCAAAGGGAAGAUGCUAUGGAGAUGACCAAGCCAUACAGCAGCAAGACUGCUGCGAUAAUUGACAUUGAAGUAAGAGAAUGGGUAGCUAAGGCAUAUGGCCGCACUUUACAGCUAAUCGAGGAACAUAAAGAGCAUAUAACAGAAAUUGCUGAAUUGUUACUGGAGAAGGAGGUCUUACAUCAAGAGGACUUGGUCCGAAUACUCGGAGAGCGUCCCUUCAAGAGUAGUGAACCUACAAACUAUGAUAGGUUCAAGGAUGGGUUUGUAGAAGAAAAAGAAACUAAAGACACUCCUACUGGAAAGCCUGUACAGUUGGGACCACCACCACUGGGACCAGAUAUUGUUCCAGCAUAAUCACUGAAAGUUUUUUUUGUCAGAUUUUACCAAAUUUGAAAUCAAGAACACCUGCAAAUUAACUAAAAACUCCAGCUUUGGACGACUACAUUACAAAAUGCACCUUGUUAUUUGAGGUCUAGAAUGAAGUUGUAUCGAGAAUGAUGAUGAAUAUUCACAGGUGUGUUAAGGUAGGAACCCUGGUCUUUGUUACUAUUGCUGAUCUAUUGCGAUAUGUUGAGCCUUGGAGACAUCUUUCUUCCUGCUUCUCUAUGUCUAAUGAGCCCAUAAUUAGUCGUGUCCAAUUUGGGGCUUUGUACAGCAAUAAUUGCCAGAAUAUUUGGAGCAUGUAUGCAAAAUCUCGUCUGUCAAGUACAAAAUUUGUUAAAGCUGAUGCUCUCUGAUUGCUUUUGAAAUUUGCUGAAAAGUAGUCUUUGGAAAUUGCUUUUUGCUGGUGGUAUGGCCAAAUUACUUUAGGUGU
Olea europaea var. sylvestris is the source of this 3239-nucleotide messenger RNA. RefSeq names its product ATP-dependent zinc metalloprotease FTSH 3, mitochondrial-like. The coding region runs from base 329 to 2779 and encodes 816 amino acids. Gene Ontology annotation, molecular function: ATP binding; metalloendopeptidase activity; ATP-dependent peptidase activity. NCBI's taxonomy places the organism in Eukaryota, Viridiplantae, Streptophyta, Magnoliopsida, Lamiales, Oleaceae. The record is from RefSeq and is a predicted model, not a curated record. Gene Ontology annotation, cellular component: m-AAA complex; chloroplast thylakoid membrane. The transcript has 11 exons. Gene Ontology annotation, biological process: protein-containing complex assembly; mitochondrial protein processing.